CUCCCUCCUCAGUCUCCAGGUGGCGCAGCUCCCUAUCCAGCCCCUCUCCAACCUCCUCCCCCGGCCUUCCUCUGAGUCGAGUGGCCGGAGUGUCCCCCCUCACUUCCUCCCCUUGUGCCAAACCCUUCUCCACCCUCCAGUCAUCGGAAAGACACGUUUCGUCCCUCUCCUCCCCAUUCCACCACCGGACGAUGAGUCCUGCAGGGAAGGAUCUCUCCCCCUUUUCUGAGAGGACUCCCACGUUCUUCCCCGCGCCGCGCAAAGGCCGCAGCCUCCGGCGCUGCGCCCUCAGCCCGCAGUCGUCCAUGGACAGCGACUUCGGCUCUUCAGAGGUGGACGACGACUCCAUCUCUCUGGGAUACAAACUGCAGGACCUCACGGACGUCCAGGUCAUGGCCCGCCUGCAGGAGGAGAGUAAGUUAUAGGC
Molecule: messenger RNA, 427 nt
Organism: Notothenia coriiceps (black rockcod)
Lineage: Eukaryota; Metazoa; Chordata; Actinopteri; Perciformes; Nototheniidae
Product: SLAIN motif-containing protein 1-like
Exons: 3
Coding region: 192-425 (77 amino acids)
Biological process (GO): cytoplasmic microtubule organization; positive regulation of microtubule polymerization; microtubule nucleation
Cellular component (GO): microtubule plus-end
Source: RefSeq, a predicted model, not a curated record